CACAUGGUGGAACUAUUACAAGCGUUAAAAUGAUCAGAACAGGAAUUCCAAGGUUCAAGACUCUCCAUUGUUUCGUCAUCAUUUUUAUAUUUGGCAUCUUGGCAUACAUCAGCACAAGAUUAGUGGAACCUUCUCGACCAAUCUCAGAUACCUCAGAGUAUGCUGUACGAAGUUUUGAAGGACUAGAUCGUGUUAUGGAAGAAAAUAACGUCCUUUCUGACGUCCUUCCUGAUGUCGGCAAAUUCAAGGAUCAGGAGAAAUAUCCGAAUAAACAGGAAACAUCCCCAAUGUUUAUAAGUACUGUAGAGUACGAAGAUGAAGAUGACAGUGACGAAGAUGAGAGUGAGAAUGACAACGAUGAUGAUAUAGCAUAUCCUAAUCCGCCUGGUGGAUACAGUUCCCCUGACGUCACAAACACCCCUGGAGAACGCAGGCGUUAUUUCCUCAUCCUCUCUAUGCCGAGGUCAGGGACAUCCGUCUUUAAAGAGCUACUGAAUAACCAUCCAAAUAUCAUAUGCCAUGACGCUAUCCUCCAUGAGAAUAAAAAGCCAUAUGAGCUAAGACUUUCUUCUAAUAAUCAAAUCCCACCGGAGAAACAUAUUUUAUUGAACUAUAUAAAAGACAUGCUAGAAGAAGAUAUAGAAGACGAUCCAAAUGUAACUCCUGGUUUUAAAAUCACCAAUGUGCAAUUAGCCGCAAAUAAUAUAACAUUAAUGGAUAUAGUGAAACACCUUGGCUAUCCCAAUAUAAUCGUAAUGUACCGCCGUGAAUUACUUCAACAGUUUAUGUCACUUCAAACUGCCAUUGCCAGAGGACAAUACAACAGCCGCAUUAAACCCAACGAGAUAACGAAGGUACCUCUGAGAUGGGAGGAUUUUCUUGAUUACAGAACUAAGCUAUUGGAUGGGUACAGAUCUAGUAUGAAAGAAUUGCAAAACUACCCACGCAAGAUAAUACUAACAUAUGAAGACUUUGAUAAUGGUGUAUCAGGAAUGAACAAUGUUGUCAGACAGGCUAUUGAAUUUAUUGGCCUACCAACGCCCAUUAAAAACUAUCUACCAAAACUUGUUAAACAAAGUCCCCGAGGACUAGGCUCAAAGAUCUCAAACUUUAAACAGGUCGAGCAAACCAUUCAAGACAAUGAAUCACUCCUUACCUUUGACAUUAACGAUAUAUAAAGUACAUCAAGGG
Molecule: messenger RNA, 1191 nt
Organism: Owenia fusiformis
Lineage: Eukaryota; Metazoa; Annelida; Polychaeta; Sabellida; Oweniidae
Source: the annotation of a GenBank genome assembly